Zea mays is the source of this 767-nucleotide messenger RNA. Its product is annotated as CLAVATA3/ESR (CLE)-related protein 10. NCBI's taxonomy places the organism in Eukaryota, Viridiplantae, Streptophyta, Magnoliopsida, Poales, Poaceae. The record is from RefSeq and is a predicted model, not a curated record. The coding region runs from base 62 to 430 and encodes 122 amino acids. The transcript has a single exon.
UUUGCCGGCUGCCGCUAUUAAAGCGUACCACCCAAAAACGGAGAGAGGCCGAGCGCCAGUAAUGAAGCACUCGCAUUGCCUCUUUUUGCUUUUCUUGGUCUCCAUCCUCGUGGCCUCGUCGGCGGUCACCGUAUCGCCUAACAAGGCGGCGGCACGGGAGAAGGCCUGGAAGGCGAGGGCGCCGGUGCAGCUGGCCGACGAGGCCUUCCUCGCCCGCCUCUGCGACGACCGCGAGCAGCAGCGCCGGCGGGGGCGGCCACCGCGGAUCCUCCCGUUGUGCACGCAGCUUCACGCCAGGCGCCAAGCAGGCGCCCACCAGUAUCAGCACCUGCCGAUGCCGCCGCCCAGCCGCAACGACGAGCAGAUAGACCCGCGCUACGGGGUGUCCAAGCGGCUCGUGCCGAGCGGGCCUAACAGGCUGCACAACUGAUGAUCGCGCGACGGCCGUCAGGUUUUCCUUGCUACCUUUUCUUGUGUUAGUUUAGUUCGAGCCUAGCUUGCGUGCUGCACUGCACGUACGCGUGCGGGCAAGGCUUUCCGAUCGUGGAUGUAUCUUGCAUGGCAUGGGGGCAUACAUGCGCCAUGUCCUGCAUAGUCCUCCGGUUCGCUGAGAAGAUGACCGCGUGAUGAGACGACGAGACGUUUGGCAGGGCCGGGUGAUAAGGGAGGAGGAUGAACGCAUUCAGCUAUAUUGCUUGCAUCUUCAUCAUGUACCUUCUAUAUUUUAGUUUGAUUUCGUUUAAUUUAAGCUUGCCGCCGAAAGGUUA